AUGACCUGGUCAGACCACUCACCAGUAAUCAUCACCAUAGAACACCCCAAGCCCUCAAAACCGCAAUGGACGUGGAAAUUAAAUGAAUCGCUCCUGGAAGACCCACUAAUCCAAACAGACGUACGAUCCACUCUAGAGCACUUCUUCCUCACCAACAAGACACCUGACUCCACGCAACCCACAAUCUGGGAGGCGCAAAAAUGCAUCGUCAGAGGGAUCCUUAUCAAACAUGGCACCCGCCUGAAAAAACAAGGUACACAAGAAAUUGCAUACCUUGUCACCCAGGUCGCCCAACUGGAAGCAAAACACAAACACACCCUCCACGACGCCACCUACAAACAACUACUGGAGACUAGA
Messenger RNA from Pelobates cultripes (western spadefoot toad), 357 nucleotides. Lineage: Eukaryota; Metazoa; Chordata; Amphibia; Anura; Pelobatidae. The record is from the annotation of a GenBank genome assembly.